UCAUGUUACAAUUGUCUGAAUCAGUCUUCAUAUCUUGCGAUAUGUGUAUUUAGUAUGUAAAUUGCGCAAGAGAUGUGUGUAUUUGUUGCACAAGAGAUAAAGGAUACUAUCUUUAAUUUGUUGCUCAGUAGUUGUGUGAAGGAGAGGCAAUACUUCAAAUACACAUGUGUGUAGUGUUUGAACAGUGCCCAUUUAUAGAGCUAAGUUGUACGCAGUACAUGUACAUGUACAACAACAUGUUUCACACUAACCAAGAGCCACCUGUGAUACAUCAGUAAAGUAGACAGAAACAGCAAAAAUGGCAAGUACAGUCAUCUCAACCAACCCAGGUAUUCCUUUCACUGGCGUCAUCCCUGGCAACAUGUCCCCUGGAAAGAUGCUCUUCUUCCAGGGCUACGUCAAUCCCAAUGCACUAAGGUUCACGAUCAAUCUGACCUGUGGCCUGAAGCAGACACCAGUCCUGGAUGACAUCGCGCUGACCUUCAGUCCAUCCUUUGGCCAAGGCGUGGUGGUCAUCAACCACUUCAAGAAGCAGACCUGGGGCCAGGAGGUGCAGGUCCAAAACGUCCUGCAGCCAGGCCAGAAUUUUGAGAUGAUCAUUAACGCUGAGGCCUCUCAGUUCAAGAUUGCACUCAAUGGUCAACACUACAUCGCCUACCCCCACUACAUCAAACGCUUACAGAGGAUCUCCCAUAUCUCAAUCAACGGUGACGUCAGGAUAUACAACAUACGUAUGGAAGGUGGCAGUGCACCUGCAGUGCCUGCAUUUCCUACCAUGCCUUCUGCACCAACUGUACCCUCUUAUCCGACAGGAGUAGUCCCACCCCCUCAGCCCACCUACCCAGGCCAGCCUACUUACCCCGCCCAGCCUUCUUACCCUGCCCAACCCGGCUACCCUGCCCAACCCCCCAACCCAGCCCAGCCCACUUACCCAGGCCAACCCGGCUACCCCGCACAACCCAGCUACCCUGCCCAGCCCAGCUACCCCGCCCAGCCCAGCUAUCCUGCACAACCCUCCUACCCAGCCCAGCCUAGCUACCCCGCCCAGCCCAGCUACCCCGCCCAGCCCAGCUACCCCGCCCAGCCCAGCUACCCAGCCCAGCCUUCAUAUCCAGCCCAGCCUGCCAACCCAGUGGAUCCCAUGAAAGUCAUCAGCCCGCGUCUCCCCUUUUUGCAAAUGAUUCCUGGCGGGAUGAAGGAAGGAACAAAGAUUGUGAUCAAACUGACUGUGAAUUCAAAUCCAACCAGGUUCCACAUUAAUCUUCAAUGCGGCAUGUCCACCAACCCAAGAAGCGACAUAGCAUUCCACUUCAAUCCACGCUUUCAAAACAACGUGAUCGUCAUGAACACCCUGCGUGGCGGCAAGUGGGACGGUAAAGAGGAGAAAUACUCACGCCCUACUUUUCCUUUGAAGCCCAACGGGACCUACAAGCUGAAGCUCAUCUGUCGGCAUUUCCAUAUAGCAGUAGAUCUGGAUAAGUUUAAUCUGGUGUGGUACAACCACCGUCUGCCGUUUAAGAGCAUCAAUACUUUGGCCAUAGAUGGAGAUUGCGUCAUCAACAAAAUCAAGUAUGGUGCUGACACAAGAAUCAGCUUUGGCAAAAUGUGUGCUGACAUGGUAACCAACCCGACUAUUCCAUACAGUGGGCCGAUUCCUGGAGGAGUAUUUCCUUCGAAGACCAUUCAUGUCCAAGGGUUUGUGCCACAGGGAAGCCAAAGGUUCAGCGUGAACCUCCAGUCUGGAGUUGGCAUCACUGUUCCCGACCUCAUCUUUCACUUCAACCCGCGUUUUCAGGCCGGCCAAAAUCACGUUGUCUGUAACUCAAAACUUGGCGGGAAAUGGGGAGGUGAGGAACGCCAGAAUCACUCCCCCUUCGCUCUCGGCCAGAACUUUCACAUCAUCAUCCGCUGCGAGCAAAACGCGUUUAAGGUGGCUGUGAACAAUCGUCACUUUCUUUCAUACAACUACCGUGUUCCGAACCUGCAGAAGAUCAAUGCAGUUAUGAUAGAUGGCUCCGUCACUGUGUACAAUAUCCGAUUUGAACCAGCAUCUGCCCCAGCCUACCCGGCUGCCCCUGCCCAGCCCGCUUUUCCAGCUGCACGGCCGGCCUACCCAGCCGCCGCCCAACCUGCCUACCCUGCUGGACCAAAAGUCGUCUCCUAUCCAGGUCUACCAUAUGUGGACACGAUUCCUGGAGGUAUGAAGCAAGGGAAGAUCAUUGUUGUCAAAGUCACCGCGAAGCCCCACCCUACAAGGUUCCACGUGAACUUCCAAUGUGGCAUGUCUACCAGGCCCCAAAGCGACAUCGCAUUCCACUUCAAUCCACGGUUUAACCAGCAGACGAUUGUCAUGAACACCCUGCGCAGCACCAAAUGGGAUGGCAACGAGCAGAGGCACCAGACCUAUUUCCCCUUCCACCCGAACGGGACAUAUGAGAUCAUGUUCCUUUGCGAGCAUCACCAGUUCAAGGUGGCUCUGAACGGCUCGCAUCUCUUGGAGUACCAACACCGUCUGCCGUUCCAAAACAUCAGCGCUCUGAACAUAGAUGGCGAUGUUGUCGUGACCGAGGUCAAGUACCACUAAACAAGCCCCAGAAUUGGUUAACGGCAACGGCGGAGAGUAGUGCCUAUUCGUAGUUGACAAUUAUUUUCAUCAUAACAUUUCGGAUGCUUUUCCGUAGUUGCAUGAUUUGAGUUGAGAAAGGCUCUUUUUUGAAAUCUUCGAAGUCUGGGAUCUACAGUCUCUUAUUGAAUGAAUGAUGUUUCUGUGAAACGCUAAAUUGUUUUUCUUUUUAAUUUUUUUCCAAUAACAAUUUUUGUUUGUGAGUCAAACUCUGUUAUGUAUUUCGUCAGGCCAUUUUUUUUCUUUUUGAGAUAAGAAAUUCGCGAUUUUGAUGAUGAAGUGAAGAUUAAUGGCUAUUUCGUGGCUCAGUUGAUAAUCUUAUAUUUUCAUGUAUCAAAAAUUGUCAUAUCAGUUAUGAUUGUUGUUGACUAUUCCGUCAUGUUGUUGCUGCAGCUCGAAUUCAAAUAGAACAAUCUAGACGAAAAUAGGAAAAGGAAAAA
Molecule: messenger RNA, 3063 nt
Organism: Patiria miniata (bat star)
Lineage: Eukaryota; Metazoa; Echinodermata; Asteroidea; Valvatida; Asterinidae
Exons: 17
Coding region: 299-2584 (761 amino acids)
Molecular function (GO): carbohydrate binding
Source: RefSeq, a predicted model, not a curated record